AUGGGUUAUAGCUUACUAAAUCAUGAAUUUGGUUGCCAUAACAUUUUUGACGACAGAACUAAGCGACUAAAAAUGAAAACAAGCUCUUAUCUAAUAUCUAAAAUCUUCUGUACGCAAUGGAGCUGCUCUCCUUCACUCCCGCCCCCCGACUCCACCUCCAUCUCCGCCCCUUCUCCCUUCCCCGCUCCCUCCUCCUCCUCCCCCAGUUUCCAGCGUCUUCUCUCCCUCCCUUUCACCGUCUCCGCCAGCAGCUCCGUCGCCGUCGGCGCGGAGACCGAGGAGGAUGAGUUUCCAGCCGAGGUUAGAGUCACCGAGGCGACACAGCCCCGCUCAAGCGUCAGAUUAACUGUGGAGGUUCCACCGGCCGUGUGCCAAGAAUGCCACAAGAAGGUUUUAGUUGAGUAUUCCAAGCAAGUGAAGGUCCCUGGAUUUCGCCCUGGGAAGAGAAUCCCAGAAAAUAUACUUAUAAACUAUGUUGGCAAGCAAAAUGUUCAGGGAGCAACAAUAGAAGCAAUAUUGAAGAAAACCCUUCCUCAUGCAGUGUCUUCGGUAGAAGGAAGAGCCUUAAAGGAUUCCCAUCCGACAUCAAUAACCAAGUUCUCAGAUAUGAGUGACACCUUUUCCCUACAAGAUAUUCUAAGAUAUGAUGUGAUGGUGGAUGUGGCUCCGGAAGUCAAAUGGCUAUCAGAAAGUAAAUACAAGAAUUUGAAGGUUGUUGUUGAGCUAGACGAUAGUAUUAAUGCCCAAAAUGCAGCUGAGAAAGAGUUUACACGGCGUUGUAAGUCUCUAGGAGCACUGAAAAUUGUAACCGAUAGAGGCCUGCAGAUUGGUGAUCUUGUGGUUCUUGAUAUAUUUGCAACAACAGUUGAGGAAGAUGAAUCAAAAGCCCAAAAAAUUCCAUCUGCUGAGAGGAAAGGAUUUCACUUGGACACAGAAGAAAGUGACAACCUCCUUCCUGGAUUUCUUGAUGCCAUUUCUGGAAUUAGGCCAGAUGAGACAAGGUCAUUUCCUCUUCAGUUUCCUGAAUCAUGGGAACAAGAAAAUCUUCGAGGUGUUAAUUCUCAGUUUACUGUUGUGUGCAAAGAACUCUUUUAUAGAGAACUACCCAAAUUGGAGGACUCUCUUGACUCUCUUGCUGAAAAGCUCCUUCCUGGAUGCAGCACCCUAAAUCAGGUUCAAGAAGCAAUAUUCGAGAGAUGCAAAGAAGCUGAACAAACUGCAAUAGAACAAGCUACUGAUAAUGCUAUUCUCGAUCAACUAUGCAAGCUGGUUGAAGUUGAUAUUCCUGAAUCCUUGUUUGAAGAACAAGGCAGACAACUAUAUGGGGCCAAUCUCCUGCAAAUACAUGCAAGCAACAAACUUAGUGAGCAGCAGUUAGCAUCUCUAUCAAGCGAAAAAGCAGUAAAGACAUACCUCGAAAGCCAAAGGGAUACCAUAACAAAUAUAGUAAAACAGAUGUUGGUGGUGGCUGAGAUUUUCAAGGGCGAGAAUCUGGAGUAUCCGACAGAAGAAUUGGUUAAAGAGGUUCAAAAGUCUGUGGCAGAGUUCAAACGCCAUAAUCAAGAGUAUGAUGAGGAACGCAUCAAAGACCAGGUGCAAGAUGUCCUAGAGGGAGCAAAGGUGCUUGAAUGGCUGAGAGAGAACUCUGAGAUCGAAUUUGUGAAAAAGUGAGGGUUAUGUAGUCCAGGCAUGGGCGAUAUUUCUGACUAGAACUGCAUCCAUGGGUUCGAUUUCGGAGUUGGUUUAGUCAAUUCAUUUCAAAUCAAAUGCACAGAAAAUGGAGGGACUUCAAGCCACCAUUCCAAACUUUCUAUGCUCUGUCGUCAGUGAAAUGAGCUUUGUAUGCAAUAACCAAAUCUGUACUUUUCUUAUUGAGUAAUAAAUUUGAGAUCUUUGACUGAGCAGAGAUCCGCAUUCAUGUCCAAGUCUCUUUUACGCUUAGGUAGGCUUCCCCAUUUCACCUAAGGAAGGUUAUUCAUUGUUGUAUUUUGGAGGUAAAAGGGAUGAUUUUGGACACGUUGCUUUUUGAUGUUAUUUAUUAGCACAUUGAGUUGGAACUUUUACUUUUGGUAUUAUUGAUUUGUU
Asparagus officinalis (garden asparagus) is the source of this 2085-nucleotide messenger RNA. Its product is annotated as trigger factor-like protein TIG, Chloroplastic. The coding region runs from base 1 to 1671 and encodes 556 amino acids. Gene Ontology annotation, molecular function: protein folding chaperone; peptidyl-prolyl cis-trans isomerase activity; ribosome binding. The record is from RefSeq and is a predicted model, not a curated record. NCBI's taxonomy places the organism in Eukaryota, Viridiplantae, Streptophyta, Magnoliopsida, Asparagales, Asparagaceae. The transcript is spliced from 15 exons. Gene Ontology annotation, biological process: protein unfolding; protein transport; 'de novo' cotranslational protein folding.